AUGGACACAGAGGGUACCAAAACCGAUCGCAAGGCACCGGAAGGGUCUCCCGACACGGCGCCACGUCGGAAAGGCUUUACGCGCACCCUUAUUAAGCCCCAUUCCCGCGCUCCGCCCCAAAGCAGCCAUACUCUCGCCGUUCCUUCCGUUUCUCGAUCUUUACGCGUUCGGAAAGCCCCUACAUCCAUACCUACCUCCACAGGCACAACGAUCAAGAUCGUAAAACCAAGUAUCUGCAGCAAGAGUACGAGGCGGGGUGCAACCAAGAGGAAAGCGCAGACAGAAGCAAAGAAAGCACCUAUAUCGACGGGUACGACAACCGAGGGUGGGCUAGCGGUGGCGGGACAGAGAAAGAAGCACCAACCGAAACCAAAAUCAACAUCGCAGACCGGCCCUCCUGCACCCAAAAAGGCUUGUGAAGUUGGCGAGCAACGGGCCUCUAGAUACCACGUGCCCCAACUUCAAAGACGACCCCCAACGGUAUAUCACCCUAGCCGAAUUUCUCGAACGAAUCCGAGCCCAACUAGCCGUUGCCCGUGGUGUCGAUGCCGACACUCAGCCGCUUUACGCACAGGGAUCAGUCGGAGCGGCUUUUAAAGUUCGGCUCUCUUCUCAUAGCUGGACCAUUAUUGCCAAAGGCGUACAGAAGCGCUAUAAAGCCGAUCUACAAUAUGAAAAGAAAAUAUACAACCAAUUACGUACCCUUCAAGGGAAAUAUAUCCCCGUAUGUCUAAGAACAGUAAAUUUAAUUUUACCAUAUUAUUACGAUGGCUGUGUUAA
This is a messenger RNA of Daldinia caldariorum, 780 nucleotides long. RefSeq lists its product as uncharacterized. The transcript has a single exon. Lineage: Eukaryota; Fungi; Ascomycota; Sordariomycetes; Xylariales; Hypoxylaceae. The record is from RefSeq and is a predicted model, not a curated record. Bases 1 to 597 code for a protein of 198 amino acids.